AUGGCUCGGAGGGUGCCGAGUAAGGAGGACUGGGAGCGCUUGAGACCGCAGGUCACGGAAUGGUAUCGGACGAAGACGGCGGAGACGAUAGUGAGGUUGUUACGACAAGAUGGCUACUUGGUCUCGCAGAAGAUGUUGCGCGAUAGGUUCAAGGCGUGGCGAGUAGAGAGGAAGUACACCAACAACGGUCAGACCCAGCGACGGCAAGUCCUCUCACGCCGGCAUGGUUUGCUUUCCAACGAGCAGACGAGUCUCGCUUCCCGGUCUCGAUAUCCUCCUGAAGACUCCUCGAGGAAUGUUCUGGGAGUGCAGUUUGGAGCGGACGCACUCAUGAAGCCAGUCCCAAGCCGUGCACCGAAUACACCAGAAGAGGAGUAUCACCUUUCCCACGCCUUGAGCCAGAUCUCUGGAUACCUGGAUCGCCUGGUAGAGCAAGGCUCGUGGAGGAACAGGAAUGAGACGCCUGCCUUCGAAAUCCAGAAGUUGGCAGCGGACACCCAUUUGGCCAUAUCCAGCCAGAGCGCCGGCUCCUCGCAAUCGUUCAAUGACCUCCGAAGUCUCGGAGAGUCUACCUUCAUCCUCAUGCCCAAGUUCAACGCCGAUGGAUUGCUGACGUUGCAUCCAAGAGCACUGACAGCUCUGUUGCGGUUGGUGGUCGAUGGAACGUCCAUCCCGAACGCCAUGGCCCUCUGGGAGGCUCGGACGCUGCAGACAGUCAAGAACAUGUUCCGUGAUGCUGCAAAGGCCGCCCUGCCGGCGACCCAUCCUAUUCCUUUGCUCUGUGGUGUUCGGGCCGGGCAGUCGCAGGAUCUGCUAGCCAGGCAGUUCGAACUGAUGGAUGUUCGUCUGUACGCGAGGAUAAGCCAUGUUGACAAGGUAUUCGUGGCUCAGGAGCAGAUAUAUGGCUCGAGGGUCCUAGCGUCGCUGGGAUAUGUCCAAUGGGCUGAGACGAAGUUGAGCGCGGUCAUAGCAGAUCUCUCCAGUUACAGUUGCCAGUACACGUACGCCGAAGCCAACCGAACGCUCGGAUACGUCCUACAGCAAGCUUGUGCCAGGCUCAGACCAGAGCAGGUUGACAGUAAGCUCGAGGAAGCAGAAGGAAGUGCCAGUCUUGCGUUGGGUGCUUUUGUAGGAAUCGGCAUGGGACAAUCCAACGAGGCAGUGUACACACGCAUCUGUCUGGCGGACAUCCUGCGGCAGCGCAACAAUCUGCGUGCUAGCGAGCGGCAUCUCAGGGACGCCGUAGACAUCUGCGAGACCAGAGCCGAGGGCGAAGGCCAGCAGCGGGUUCAGCUCUCCAAACUGGUCUCAGAUCUCCACGACGUGCUAAGGCGGGAGGACAAACGUGCAGAAGUGCGGGCGUUGGAGCUGAAGUAUAGCGAGCAUUUCCCAGAGAGUCAGGCAGAUACCAACGAGUCUUGUGCCGGUUCGUGA
This is a messenger RNA of Saxophila tyrrhenica, 1434 nucleotides long. RefSeq lists its product as uncharacterized. Bases 1 to 1434 code for a protein of 477 amino acids. The transcript has 2 exons. NCBI's taxonomy places the organism in Eukaryota, Fungi, Ascomycota, Dothideomycetes, Mycosphaerellales, Extremaceae. The record is from RefSeq and is a predicted model, not a curated record.